Messenger RNA from Fonsecaea erecta, 2289 nucleotides. RefSeq lists its product as hypothetical. The record is from RefSeq and is a predicted model, not a curated record. The coding region runs from base 1 to 2289 and encodes 762 amino acids. The transcript has a single exon. NCBI's taxonomy places the organism in Eukaryota, Fungi, Ascomycota, Eurotiomycetes, Chaetothyriales, Herpotrichiellaceae.
AUGAAUCCGACCGACGAGUUCCGCCACGAGCGCCUCAAGCUCUACGGCAAUUUCAUGCGCCUCCUCCAGAUCCAAGGCGGCACGAAGAAGGACGUGAUCAGUCUGCGGAUCACCCAGUACGCCAUCCAUCGUCGCCCGCCUUACGCUGCCAUCUCAUAUACCUGGGGUCCCAACCCCCAUGCCAUCAACACGAGGCACCACCAACGCGGCGGUGGUGUUAAUGCCCCGGCGGUGAUGGAAACGUAUACGCGGCAGAUCCGCGUCAACGGGCGCCCGUUCCGGGUGCGGCUGAACCUGUGGAACCUGCUGUACCAUCUACGCCAGCGCGGGGAGUGGAGGUUCCUUUGGGUUGACGCCCUGUGCAUCGACCAGGAGAAUCUGGAGGAGCGGAACUUCCACGUCCAACGCAUGUCCGAGAUCUACGAGAAGGCUGUCCUGACCUUUGUGUGGCUGGGCCUGCCGUCAGAGGACAGGAGGCAGGCCAGGGCCCUCGAGUUCAUCCACGAGAUGGCCGUGUUUUGCCGGAAACAACAUCAUCAUAACCAUCACCAUCACCAUCAUCAAUAUCCGCCGGAAUCGUCCUCGGCUUUCCGGGCAAAAUACUUGGUCGAGGCAUACGCCCAGCGCUGGGCAAAUCUGCUCGAACUCUGCAAGGGCAACUAUUGGACACGCACCUGGAUCAUCCAGGAGUUUGUCAAAGCGAGCCGGGUCCAGGUCCUCUGUGGCACAGCCAGUCUCGAUUGGGUCGACUUUGAGGACAUCGUCCGCACUGUGCGUUCUAUCACCUUGCAGUCCACUGUAACGGCAAGCUCGCUCACGUCUUCGCCCCCCAUGCCGGCAUUCGUGCAACAGUUCGCACAAACGAUCCCCUUCCGCCUCACUUCGCGUCGCAUCUCACAUACGGCGUCGACGCUGGAAGAUUUGCUCUUGGAGUUCUACGACUCAAAAUGCGCGGAACGGCGCGACAAGGUCUACGGCAUUCUGGGCAUCGCAGACGACUGCGGCGAAGACCCCGACGCGGCGGGAUCCUAUCGCGGGCCGCAGCCCGAUUAUUCCAAGCACAUCCUCGAGGUCUACUUCGAGGUCUUCAGAUAUCUGAUGCAGCCGCCGCCGUCGUCGGUACCGUCCCCGCGGUCCCGGUCGCCCAUGCAGGCUAUCUUCCUGGCGCAGCGGGCUCUGGGCAUCACCCAGGCUGAUGUGGAGAGCUACAUGGCGCUCCAGGCCAUUCAGAAGCCCGGUACCGGCCAGGGCCAGGGCGUCAGCCUGCUGACUCGCAGACUCCGCGAUUUCACGUGCCCGCUGGUCCCGGACUAUGUGAACUUCAUCGACGAGGUCCUCCCCGGGUGGACCAGCAUCCGCGACCUGCGCCAGCGGCUCGAGCAGGUCGACUGGGCCAAGUACGUCGGGCACGAAGUGCGGAGGAAGUCGUCGAGGCCGCCGGCCGGCGGGACGCAGAAAAGCUCGGGCUCGGCAACGUCGAUCGCGACUACCGCGUCCUCGUCAUCGCUGACGACAGCAGGAAUAAGCACCACGACGGGAGCGGGCACGGGGACCGCGUACGUCCGUGCCCCUCUGCCCGCGGAUAUGAUUGAGAAUGUUCUUCAUACCGCAUCGCACAGCGACGAGAUUUCGCAUCUGUACAACUACUCACCACCAUCUUCUUCUCUGCCUUCCGCCGGCCCCUCUUCCGCAGCUGCUUCUUCUUCAUCUCUACCAUCGUCAAACACUACUGAUCCUGCUGCUGUUCCUGUAAACGGAUCCGUCGACGUCGCAACGCCCUCACCUCCUCCAACACCUCUCCCUAUCCCUAUUCCGAUACAACACAUGCUCCAGCACCCACACGACAAACGCCUGCACAACAACCCGUCGCUAAGCAAGCCGUGCGUGAUCAUCGAAUCCAACCCUGCACGGGGCGUUGCGCCCGCGCGCAUCGGCUUCGCCUGUACCGACGCCCGGCCGGGUGACCUGCUGUGCCAGUUCGCGGGGCUGGAUGUGGCGCUGAUCGCGCGGCGGCGAGGGUCCGGGCAUCAGCUUGCGCUCGUGGGCUUGGCCAAGAUGUGCACGCACCAGGGGCUGCGGGAGACGGGUGUGCAUCCCGCAGCGGCGGCGGCGGGCAAAGCGGGUAGUGGCGGCGACCAGGGGAGAUGGUCUGGCGUGGUCACGGUCACGGUCACGGCGGGUGUAUCAUUGCAGGAGGGGAAGCAUCAUGUGGUGUCGGUGGGCAACCCGGACGGUUGGGCGAUCAUGGUCGAUCCCAUUGGCCUCUGGGAGGUCUUAAGAUGUAGUUAG